Molecule: messenger RNA, 1935 nt
Organism: Nematostella vectensis (starlet sea anemone)
Lineage: Eukaryota; Metazoa; Cnidaria; Anthozoa; Actiniaria; Edwardsiidae
Product: sulfate transporter
Exons: 10
Coding region: 513-1793 (426 amino acids)
Biological process (GO): transmembrane transport
Cellular component (GO): membrane
Molecular function (GO): chloride transmembrane transporter activity; oxalate transmembrane transporter activity; sulfate transmembrane transporter activity
Source: RefSeq, a predicted model, not a curated record
UGUAUAGAGAUGUAUCACCCCUCUUUUGCACUUGUUUACAAGCGCAAGAGUCGGCUAAAAUCAGUAAAGCGAUCAUUCUAUGAGUAGAUGCUUCGAGUUUCCUAUUCUAUGGAGGAAAUUGCUUUUUUAUUCGUUUCCUAAGGGGAAAAACUCCCGAUAGUAUUAAUUUUUAGAGAAAGCAGAUUUGAACCCUCAGUACGGUAUAAACGCGGUCAGCAGUAUCCACCACAAAACAACAUGGUGGACGAUUGAUGAACACGGGAUUAAUCGCGUAGCACUCGGGAAAUUAGCCUUUGUAUUCAAUUGAGAGCUAACAACAAGAUAAAAAAGAAUGUAGACAUUUUGGAAAUAAUCUAGAAAUGGAUUGCUUAUGGGAAUCAUGAUUCGCUGCUUAUAAAAAGUGGCAUUUUGCCCAGAGGAGUCAGAGCUGCCUGGGACUGCUGCGUUUUUCAACUCAAUUUAGGAAAUUCGACACCACGACGAGAAUUUGUCUUUAUAUUUGUGUAUCAAGAAUGAGCGAUACGGACUUCUUAUCAACGAAAUCACAGCGAAAGGUGAUCAGUUUAUCACGAAGAGCGUUCAACGAGAACGACUUCAAGAGUUGUUACGCGCAUAGUAAGUCAGCUCGCCAACAGACCCCUCUGUGGCAAAAAGGUCGCAACCAUCUCAGAAGAUAUUUCCAGAGCUUAACAUGCAAGUCGCUUAUAUACUCAUGGUUUCCUAUCGUCUCAUGGCUACCCAAGUACAAGAUAAAGGACUAUCUAGUGCCGGAUAUAAUGGGUGGUUUUACAGUUUCGAUUUUACACAUACCGCAGGGUUUGGCUUAUGCACUGCUAGCUUCAGUUCCACCAAUUGGUGGCCUCUACCUUGCUGUUAUACCGCUACUGGUGUAUACUAUAUUUGGGACCUCCCGACAUUUAUCCUUAGGUACAUUUGCAGUAGUUUGUCUUAUGGUAGGCUCUGUGGUGGAAAGGGAGAUUGCAAGAAUAGAGCCUGCCACAACUCAGUCAUCAAUUUUAGCCACAACAUCACCACCUAUCAGUGGUGGCUUCCUGAAUACAACGACCCUCAACAAGCUUAUCAGGAAGGAGGAGUCCAACAGUACUUAUCCAAGUGACGAGGAGAUUAUGGAUAAAAAGAAGAUGGAAAUUGCAGUCACAUUAGCACUCUUGGUUGGCAUUGUACAGUUUUUGAUGGGACUGUUAAAGCUUGGUUUUGUGGCGGUCUAUCUCUCUGAUCCUCUCAUCAGCGGGUUCACUACAGGAGCUGCUAUAUUGGUGCUGACAAGUCAGGUUAAGAACAUAUUUGGAAUUUCUGUGCCGAGAUACACUGGUGCAUUUGCAACUGUCAAGACAUACAUCUACAUGUUUGAGCACAUCACUGAGACAGUCCCAGGGUCACUGAUUACUGGCGUAGUCUGUAUCAUAUUGGUCUACUGCCUCAAACUACUGGAUGAGAAGACAAGGAAAUACAUCAAGUUCCCAAUCCCAGCAGACUUAAUAGCGGUGAUCCUGGGCACUGGAAUUACUUAUGGUGCUGAAACACACAAGAAGUAUGAUGUGGCUGUGCUAGGAGAAAUACCCAAAGGCUUUCCGCCAUUCUCAACACCAUCAUUACCACUCAUGGAGACCAUGAUUGUGGAUGCAAUUGUCAUUGCCAUAGUGGUUUUUGCCACUAAUGUUUCUCUUGCCAAGAUGUUUGCCCAGAAGAACAAGUAUACAAUAGACCCAAAUCAGUGGUUCUCUGUCCAGGUCAGCAGUCCAGGAAAGCCAGGCAAAGUCUUUGCUCUGUAAUGUUCCAGUUGUCGGUGUUAUUAUUCUUGUUCUACUGUUCCUGGCACCACUGUUUUAUUGUUUACCGAAGGCUGUACUGGCCGGUGUCAUAUUGGUGGCAUUGAAAGGACUCCUGCAACAAUUCAAACGACUAAAGGAGCUG